Molecule: messenger RNA, 8944 nt
Organism: Sitodiplosis mosellana (orange wheat blossom midge)
Lineage: Eukaryota; Metazoa; Arthropoda; Insecta; Diptera; Cecidomyiidae
Gene: Not1
Product: CCR4-NOT transcription complex subunit 1
Exons: 12
Coding region: 902-8128 (2408 amino acids)
Biological process (GO): nuclear-transcribed mRNA catabolic process, deadenylation-dependent decay
Cellular component (GO): P-body; CCR4-NOT core complex
Molecular function (GO): molecular adaptor activity
Source: RefSeq, a predicted model, not a curated record
AUUUCUAAUCGCAUAGUGAAGUAAUUUGCGUAUUUCAAUUGACACUGUCAGCUAUGAGUGUUAAUACAGUUUAUAUUAGUGUGUGUUUGGCGAAUAUAAGAAUGAAUCAAAAAUAAAAAAAAAAAACGAAAAAGAAGAAGAAGAAGACGACGACGAACAAAAGUGAUACGACGUGUCGAACGAAAGGCGAUCAUUCGCACAUUUCAUUAUUAUUAUUGUUGUUAUCUUUAAUCUUUAAAAAUAUUCAGUCAGUGAAAGAAUUGGAAGAAUUGCAAGCAUUUUGUUCAUUUUGCAUAAGUUUAGACAUUUGACCGAAGAUAAAUAGAACACAUAUACAAAAUUAUUAGAAAAAAUUCUGGACACGAGUGUUGAGAAUCAAAAGUCGCGGAAUUUGACAGAGUGAGACGAUAAAAAGUGAAAAUUGUUCGCCCAAUGUGGCCACAAUUUCGGUAUCAUAUAUCAUUGUACUAGACAUUUCGAUGCUGCUCUUUUUGUUGUAUGCAAAAGUGGAAAAGCCGUUUCAAUUGACUGUCGCUCUGUGUCGGUAGCGCACACUUAAAGCACUACCGACAAGACAUACUGCCUAUUUAAUCAGCCGUUUUUUUGUCGUAUUUCAUUCGGUUUAUCGCAUUGUUUGUAAAUUGUUGUUUAGUGAAAAAGUUUCGAAUUUAGCAAAAAAAAAAAACAAAAACGAAAACCAAUCGCACUCAAGUUUGUUUGUUCGAUCGCAGCAGCGAAUGAGCGCGAGGUAGAGAGCGAGAAAGAGUGAAGAAAUAUUGUCGUGAAAACGAAUGUGCAGAAUUGUGAUAAAUUUGUCAUUGAAUCAAAAAUCGUUGCAGAUGAGAGCUUCAACAACACCGAGUCGUGUUUGAAGACUCUCAAUGCCGUUUUAAAUGAAACUAUGAACCAGGAAGCCUUAUCAUUUACCCUAACGCAGAUCAAUCACUUGGUUUCUAACUUGAACAAGAAAAAUUUUGAACAAAAUUCACGACAAAUCGUUGCGCUCGUCAAACCGUUCGGAUUAGAAGCAGAUCGUCAUCUUCUGCGUUGUUUAUUUUCAUCCAUUGAUUUUAGUGACGCCAGUCAAACGGCCAAGCAGUCAUUACAAUCCAAAUUACUUAAUCAGGAGCUGAACGCCGUACUCAAUAAAUCAUCGUUAAUUACAAACAUUUGUUUUGCCAUCGAUAAUUGCUUUGCCCAACAAAAAACAUUGAAGCCAUCGCAGCAUUUAUUCAGUCAAUUAUUUAAAUCGUUGAAUUGCUCGCCAAUUCUUGAGGUGGUGAUUUCGUUGGCGCUCACCUACUCUAAAGCUCCCGAAUUUGUGCGCUUAGCUGAAAACCAGCUGAAAAUUUGCUUACCAUCGUUGAUACAAUCUUAUGUGGAAUUAGAUACCGCCCAUUCAAAUCAAGAAGGGAGUCUUAAUGAUAUAUCACCCGAAUUAUUGCAACUAAUUUUAUCGCUAUUGUCGCAUGAUAAGUACAAAAAAUACGGUAUAUCAGAGUUAACGCAUAAGAAAUUCGUAUCACAAUUCAGCCGAGAUUUUCCACGUGAACGCUGCCCAUUGAUUUUAGCGCCAUUGGUUUAUAGUGAAAACACGGAAAUUUCCGCUGACAAAAUGUCAGCGAAUUCGCAGGGAAUUUUAACAUCAGCUAUUAUGGACACAUCGUGGGCGAGUCUAGUUAUGGAUAUUGGUUACACAUUCACAGCUAGUACGGAAGAGUGUAAAAAUCAUUUAACAAAAAUUGGUGGCCGUGAUUUAUCUGCACAAGAUAUAGCAAAAAUUAUUUCGUUAAUGUGUCGAACACACAAAACGUUAUCCGAUCUGAGUAUAAAUCUACCAAAUCCGAGUUCGUUUUGGUCGUCGAACAAUGGUAAUGCGCAAAAUACACAAGACUCCAAAGAUAAAAAUCAGAAUUCGACGUUGACGUCAAGUAAUGAGCAUACCACAUGGAAACCGGAGGUAUUUGUGCAGGCAUUGAAAGAGGUUGCACCAACAACCAAUUGGAAGGAUGUUUGCCACGGUUUGGACCAUGGUGAGUUUGUGAUCAAAGACCGUGCCGCAUUGGUGCUUCUAAUGGCAAUCAUUCGGCUUGGUAUGCAAUCAAGUGGUACCGGUCAACAUUUUCCCGCCGACAUCAUCUACCGAUCAUGGACAAACACCGAAAGUCAACUAUCGCUUAUUUCAAUGAUCCUGAAAAAUCCCGAUGUGUAUUCGUUUGCCGAUCACAUAUACACCAGCGUAUCGAUUGAAUCACUGAAAACGCCGCCCGAAACCGAUAACAAAGAGAUCGCUGCCUGGAAAUCCUUACAUUUAGUCGAAGUGUUGAUGUAUAUUGCGGAUAAAGGCUAUUAUGCUCAGGUGUUGGAGCACUUUAAAGUGCCGAUGCAACACUGUCCCGAUGUUUUAUUCAUGGCUUUAUUGCAAAUUAGUCCGCCAAUGAUGACGCAGUGGCUGCAAGAGAUUUUCCAAACAUUGAUGCCCAUCUUUCUGGGUAAUCAUCCGAAUUCCGGUACAAUUUUGCACCAUGCAUGGAAUUCGACGAAAUACAAUCUCUCGCUGCGACACAUCAUCAUGCAUUCGAUGAGCGAGUGGUAUUUGCGCGGUGAUAAUGAUCAAUCCCGUCUGACUCGCAUCCUUGAUGUGGCUCAAGAUUUAAAAGCGCUGUCUAGUUUGUUGAAUGUUCGAUCAUAUCAAUUUGUCAUUGAUUUGGCUUGCUUGGCAUCAAGGCGUGAAUACCUCAAACUGGAUAAAUGGCUGACGGACAAAAUACGCGAACAUGGCGAAGGAUUUGUACAGUCAAUUGUCACAUUUUUGCAACGGCGUUGCCCGCAAAUUACCGGCGCCAAAAUUCCUGACGAUCAAAUACCAAAAGCCGCUCAGCUGCCGCAUGAAACAAUUGCAACAAUGCUCACUUGUUUGCAAGCGUGCGUUGGCAGUGUUCAGCAAGAUUUGUCCGAUGCGAUUGUUCAGAUGUCAACGAACUGUAGCAUUCUGCUGAGCAAACAACGGCAGCAGCAACAACAACAACAACAGCAGCAGCAGCAGCAGCAACAGCAGGCGCCGCCGCCAGGUGUCUUGCGUCGUGGAUUGGAGUCCAAUCUCAUUUCAUCUGUAGCUGGAUCAAUGUUCAGUGGUCCAACGGUUGAUUCAAUACCUGGCCUAAGCUCGAAUUUAGCAAGUUUGAAUUUAAGCGGUCCAGCAAACGGUGCAUUCAAUUUUGGCACAAGCUUAAUUAGUAAUUUGGUGUCGACACCAGCAUCGCCAUCGCGACUACUUCAGGGACAAUCAAAUAGUCCAUUCCAGCUUCCGAUUGUGCCAUUGAGUGGUCUGCCGCCCGUUAACAAUUUGGGCCGAAUCGCAGCCACGCCAACCAAUGAUAAAAUGAACGUGACAUCGAACAAUCCCAUCUUUUCAGACAUCACACAAAAAGUAUCGAAAGAAGUGGAAGACGAAGCCAAUGGAUAUUUUCAACGAAUUUACAAUCAUUCGCCGCAUCCAACGCUAUCGAUCGAUGAAGUGCUCGAUAUGCUGCAACGGUUCAAAGAAUCGUCAAACGAACGCGAACGUGAAGUGCAACAGUGUAUGGUGCGCAAUUUAUUCGAAGAAUAUCGAUUCUUUCCCCAGUAUCCGGAUAAAGAGCUACAAAUAACAGCCCAGCUGUUUGGUGGAAUAGUUGAGCGUAAUUUGGUGCCAUCAGCGCAACAGCUUGGGCUAGCACUACGCUAUGUCAUGGAAGCACUGCGAAAGCAAGAAGGAUCAAAAAUGUACUAUUUCGGUAUCACAUCGUUGGAUCGAUUCAAAAAUCGAUUGUAUUUGUAUCCAAACUAUUGUGAAUACCUCAAAACAAUUCCAACUUUCAACGAAUUCCCAGCACAUCUCAUCGAAUAUGUCAAAUAUGGCAUCAAAGGCAUUGAACCACCAAAUAAACCACAAAGUCAAGCGUCAUUGGGACAAGUGGGGUCUUCGAAUGCAUCGGCAUUGUAUCGCAGCAAUUCGGUGACUGGAAAUUUGGCCACAACGCCAACAACAAAAACGACGCCCAUCGCAAAUGCGGCCGCCAUUGCACCGCGUAAUCUUAAAUCGAUUGCCAACGCUACAAAUAUUAACACGUUGCUUGUGGCGACGGCCGAUCGCGAAGAGAAGAUCACAUUGCCACCGGAUCCAAUUCAAGACAAGACCGCAUUCAUUUUCAAUAAUUUGAGUCAAAUAAAUAUGCAGGCAAAGUGCGAAGAGCUCAAGGAAAUUAUGACAAGGGACUAUUGGCCAUGGUUGUCACAGUAUAUGGUGCUAAAACGAGCAUCGAUCGAACUGAAUUUCCAUGCGCUGUAUUCGAAUUUUUUGGAUGCUUUGAGAAAUCCCGACAUCAUUCGCUUAGUAACCAAAGAAACGUUCCGCAACAUUCGAGUUCUGUUGCGUUCGGAUAAAGGUAUUGAAAACUUUUCCGAUCGUAGUCUGCUGAAAAAUCUUGGCCAUUGGCUGGGUAUGAUGACAUUGGGUCGAAAUCGUCCGAUUCUUCACAUUGAUCUUGAAUUAAAAUCACUCCUCGUUGAAGCCUAUCACAAGGGACAACAGGAAUUGCUGUAUGUGGUGCCAUUUGUGGCAAAAAUCGUUGAAUCAUGUGCAAAGAGUAAAGUAUUCAAACCACCCAAUCCAUGGACGAUGGGCAUUAUGAAUGUAUUGGCUGAAUUGCAUCAAGAACAAAACCUCAAGUUAAAUUUGAAAUUCGAAAUUGAAGUGUUGUGCAAAACAUUGUCGAUUGACGUCGCUGAUUUGAAACCGGCCGUAUAUUUGAAGGAUGCCGAACGAUUGAACACAAUCGAAUAUCAAUUGUCACAACCGAAAAAAGAGGAAGUACAACCACCAUCAACGCCACAGCAAAUGGUUGGUGGUCAACCAGCCGACGAACCAAGCUCAGCACAAAUGCAGUCAUCAGCAUCGCCAAGCCAGACCGGUGAGCAAUCAACUGGACCACCAGAGCCACGGUUCAGCUUCACCGACAUUACAAUCGGCAGCAUGUCGAAUUUGGCACAGCAUAUUGUUUACUCGCCCAACAUCACCAUUUUGCAUGCACAUCCACAAUUGAAACAAAUCGUACGAACGGCCAUCGAACGAACCAUAUCCGAAUGGUUGACCCCGGUCGUUGAUCGUAGCGUACGCAUUGCUGUCAACACAUGUGAACAAAUUAUGCGAAAAGAUUUCGCCUUGGAUCCAGACGAAACACGAAUGCGAAAAGCCGCUCAUUACAUGGUGCGCAAUUUGACCGCUGGCAUGGCAAUGAUUACGUGUCGCGAUCAAUUGAACAAUGUUAUUCAGAAGAAUAUUAUGUCUCUGUUUGCAACAUCGAUGACACCACCUCCGCCCGAAUUGAACGAUUUGGCCACACAAAUUGCGAAUGACAAUACCGAAUUGGCAUGUGCCUACAUCCAGAAGACAGCUAUUGAAAAGGCCAUCCCGGAAAUUGAAAAACGAUUGAUUUCAGACUUUGAAGUCAGAAAGUUGGCUCGUCAAGAAGGAAGACGCCAUUGUGAUGCAGCCGUUUUAUCAUAUCAAACAGCCCGCAUGCCGGAGCAAAUCCGUUUGAAAGUUGGUGGCAUUUCAAGUGCCCAAUUCUCGGUGUACGAUGAAUUUGCACGAAAUAUUCCUGGAUUCCAGCCAAUGACCGAGCGCGAUGCUGCUCUGCUGUUGCAAAAAUCCACAGUUCCGCAGGAAGGCGUUAUGCCAGUGGCACCAUUUACUGCUGAUCUGACUCAAGCUGCAGCAGCGGCAACACAUGGAACAGCAAUGUUCAAUACAAACGAUAUUGCCUUCCAGUUUGAGGAAUUGGGCAGCAAAAUGGAAUCAUUCUUGAAUAAUGCCAUCAAUAUUCAAGCACUGUCAAUGCACGUAACAAAUAUGCAUGCUCUGCUCGAUUGUUUGUUGGCCGCACGACGGACCCGUGACGAUAUCAGCGCUCUAAACCUGUUAACUCGUGCCGUCGAAAAUAUUAUGGAAGGUGUCACGCACAGCACUGAACACGGUGAAUUGCUGAAACACUAUCGUGACACUCAUUUUAGACUGUUGCAAUGGAUGCAAGACAGCCGAGCCUACGGUCCAUUGUUCACACAACGAGCAAUCACAAAAUGCAUGAUUGAAUGCCGUGAAGAUAUUCGUUAUAAUUUAGAAGCGGUGGAACUACUGAUUUCAUCCAAUUUUGCUAAUAUCUCACAAUACGAUUACAUGCUCAGCCAAUUGAUGGACAGUGGUAAUAACUUCUUGGCCGUUGCAUUUGCCAUGCAAUUGGUACAACACUAUUUCAUUGACGACCGACCAAAUCCAUUGAUUUGUGAAAAUGAUUUCUACAAUACGAUUGAAAUGUUGGCACGAUUGGCGGCUUUGCAUCGUGCACCCGAAGGAUUGCCACAUUUGAUCGAAAUGUUGCGCAUCGCAAAUGAUCCGAAUUCAAUGUCAUUUGAACGUGCCAAUACCGGACCAACGUCACACAUUCAUUCCGGUAUUUUGCAGGUGCGAUCGCAUGACUUUAACGAUCCAGGCAUGGCAGAGAAGGUUGAAUACCUGCUAAAAGAUUGGGCCACACAUCAUAUGAAUUCGGGCGGUAGCCGUGAUGCUAACGCAAUGAAAUCGUUCAGCGUGUUCGUGAACAAAUUGAAUUUGUGCGGUGUUCUGAAAACGGAUGAUUUGAUUACACGGUUCUUCCGACAAGCGACACAAUGGUGCAUCGAUUUGGUGUAUCGAAACUUGAAUGAUCCAUCGACAUCACCACAACAGAAUAAGACAAAAAUUUUCCACUACAUUGACGCAUUCGUUCGUCUGAUCGCUUUGAUUGUGAAAUAUUCGGGCGAUAAUCCAAAUGCAACCACCAAAAUCAAUUUGCUCAAUAAGAUUUUAGGCAUAAUCGUUGGCGUUUUAUUGCAAGAUCAAGAAAACCAGGGAACAUCAUUCCAACAGCUUGGCUAUCAUCGUUUGUUCAUCAUGCUGUUCCUGGAAUUGAGCGCACCCGAAUUGGAUUCGAUCAGCUUGAGUGUAUCGACCGCAUUCUGUCAUACAUACCACAUUUUGAGACCAUCAAUUGCUCCAGCUUUCUGCUACUCGUGGCUUGAAUUGAUUUCACAUCGUGUGUUCAUUGGCCGCAUCUUGGCAUUGACACCACAACAAAAAGGGUGGGCCAUGUACUCGCAACUGUUGCUGGAUCUAUUCAGAUAUUUGGCACCAUUUUUACGCAAUGCUGAGCUCGCCAAACCCGUUCAAUUGCUUUACAAAGGAACUUUACGCGUGUUGCUCGUACUCUUGCAUGAUUUUCCAGAGUUCCUGUGUGACUACCACUUUGGCUUCUGUGAUGUGAUCCCAUCGAAUUGCAUUCAAAUGCGUAAUCUUAUAUUGGCCGCUUUUCCACGUAACAUGCGCUUACCCGAUCCAUUCACACCAAACCUCAAGGUUGAUAUGCUAAAUGAAAUCACAACUGCGCCCAGAAUAUUCACCAAUUACGUGGCUAACAUUCAACCGACGUCAUUCAAAAAGGAUUUGGAUUCAUAUUUGAAAGCACGUGCACCGGUCACAUUCUUGUCCGAACUUCGUAGCCACUUGCAAAUAUCGAACACAGCCGGCUCAAAGUACAAUGUCCCAUUGAUGAACGCAUUGGUACUGUAUGUUGGAACGCAAGCCAUCGCUCACAUUCGAUCGAAGAAUCUCGUACCAAACAUGACAACCAUCGUUCACUGUUCGCACAUGGAUAUUUUCCAAAAUCUUAUUGUUGAUUUGGAUCAUGAGGGACGCUAUCUGUUCUUGAAUGCCGUCGCCAAUCAAUUGCGCUAUCCCAACAGCCAUACACACUAUUUCAGCUGUACAUUGCUUUAUUUGUUUGUUGAAGCAAAUUCCGAAGCAAUUCAGGAGCAAAUUACACGUGUUCUGUUGGAGCGUUUGAUCGUUAAUCGUCCACAUCCGUGGGGCCUGUUGAUCACAUUCAUCGAACUCAUCAAGAAUCCUAUUUACAAGUUUUGGGAUCAUGACUUUGUGCAUUGUGCACCUGAAAUUGAAAAGUUAUUUGAAUCGGUAGCUCGUUCAUGCAUGGUGGUGAAAGCGGCAGCAGCUCAACAGCAAAAUGUUGAAGGAGAAUUGCAGGAAUGCAAUUGAAAGUGACAUGAAACUAUGAACAAAUCAUCCGUUGAAGACAACCAUAACAAUAACAUAAAAAAAUCAACCCAGUUAAAGGAAGUGCUUCAAUUCGUGUUUCCAUUGAAUUAGUUUAUUUUUUUCUUCCUCUUUUCUGGAGAGACGUAGGACAAAAUUUACUGUACAUAAUCAGUUUUAAGAACAUUUCAUUCACUUAAACAAAAACAACAACAACAACAACAACAACAACAACAACAACAACAACAGAGUACAUAUUUCCGUCAUCGAAAUGGUAAACCAUUCGGAAAACUUUCACGUCUUUCACAAAACGUUAAAUGAAAUUCAACUAAAUAAGAAAAUCAUAGAUGAUCACUAGAGUGACAAAAUGAGUUGAACAUUUUAUAAUGGCCAAAACGAAAUACACUCAAACUAGAGUAGUUUUAUUUUCGUCAGAUUUCAUGUCUUGUCAAAUACACAUACGCAGCGGAAAAAAAAAACAAUUUUUACAACGACAAGAAUGAGAUUAAACAUUAUGGCUCAAAUGUACGAUUCGAAAUGCCAUUGAAGCUCAUUACACAUGAGUCACACGAUGGAUUACAUUUCGUCGAGAGUCAGAAAAAACGAAAUAAAAUCAUGUACAUUUUAUCUCAUAAAUGAAAAAUUGAAUUAGGAUUAAAAUUUACAACUGCAACAACAUCAAAUACGAUACGAAAGAGGAGAAAAUAAUUCAUGUUGAAACUGGGAAAUUAGUAGUAUCCUUUGAUUGAUGUCCGUGACGGUACAAAUCCGUUGAUAAGCUAAAAUAGUUUUUAAUAAAAUUCAUUUGAAAAAUUUAAA